This is a messenger RNA of Austrofundulus limnaeus, 1237 nucleotides long. RefSeq names its product inhibitor of growth family, member 3 (gene ing3). Gene Ontology annotation, cellular component: NuA4 histone acetyltransferase complex. Lineage: Eukaryota; Metazoa; Chordata; Actinopteri; Cyprinodontiformes; Rivulidae. The record is from RefSeq and is a predicted model, not a curated record.
UAUUUCCUCCUCGGUGUUGUUUUCGGAGCGACGCAGCGUCUGGCGGCGCCAUAUUGAAAGAAGGAAAGUGUUCCGUUAAUCGGUGAAAACGGAGCCAGCGGCAGGAUGCUGUACCUGGAGGACUACCUGGAGAUGAUCGAGCAGCUUCCCAUGGAUCUCCGCGACAGGUUCACGGAAAUGAGGGAGAUGGACCUGCAGGUUCAGAACGCCACAGAUCAGCUGGAGCAGAAGGUCACAGAGUUUUUCAUCAAUGCAAAGAAGAACAAGCCUGAGUGGAGAGAGGAGCAGAUGGAGAUCAUCAAAAAGGAUUAUUACAAAGCUUUAGAAGAUGCAGACGAGAAGGUCCAGCUGGCCAAUCAGAUCUAUGAUCUGGUGGACCGUCACCUGCGGAAACUGGACCAGGAGCUGGCUAAGUUCAAGAUGGAGCUGGAGGCUGACAACGCUGGCAUCACAGAGAUCCUGGAGAGACAUGAAGGAGGGACGCAGGACUUCCAGUCUUAAGGCCAGCUAUGAGGCCAUCAAGAACAACGACUUCCAGCUGAGCAGAGAGUUCUCUGUGAGCCGGGACAGUACCGGGUACUCCUCCUCCGCCCUGGCCUCCACCCUGACCCAGACCCUCACCUCCACCGCCACCUCCGACUCCAGGGGGCGCAAGUCCAAGAGCAGCAUCAAGUCGUCCACUCAGCAGUCUUCUUCAUCYUCCUCCUCUUCCUCCCUGUCGUCCUGCUCCUCAUCGUCAGCUCUGGCCCAGGAGCUGUCCCAGCAGGCUGCGGUUCUGCCUGAAGCUGAUGUCARCAACCAGGUGGACUGGACCUACGACCCCAACGAGCCCCGCUACUGCAUCUGCAACCAGGUGUCCUAUGGAGAGAUGGUCGGCUGUGACAACACAGAUUGUCCCAUCGAGUGGUUCCACUAYGGCUGUGUGGGUCUGACCGAGGCCCCCAAAGGCAAGUGGUUCUGUCCUCAGUGUACCGCCGCCAUGAAGAGGAGAGGCAGCCGCCACAAGUAGACCUGCUGUUCCUCACAGUUUGAAUUAUUUCCUCUGAAGAGUCCAAGAAGUGAACCGUCCCCUCUGCUCCUCUGCAUCAUCAACUACAGACUAAAAACUACAAGUAUGGCUGCCUGUGGGCGGGGCCUGUGUGUAUUACAUCAUUGUUGUUGUUUAUGUUUUGUUUGGAGGUAAACAGGCUGGUUUAUUUGUUUGUUUGAAAGUAAAAUAAAAUGUUUUUAUAACUCU